AUGGGCUCUGAAUUGUCUGAUACAUUAGAACUUGAUGAAAACAAUAGCGAUACAGAGACAAAUGAUUCAAGUUCAGGCAGUGAAAAUAAUGAAACCUAUUCCGAAUCUUCGUCAACAGGUAACAGACAAUAUUUUCGGGGCAAAGAUAAGAUAACAAAAUCGGCUAAAACAUUCCCUACCAGAAAUAAUACUAGAGCAAGAGAACAAAAUAUUAUUCGUGUUCCGGCUGGUGUGAAAGGUGAAGCAAAAAAUUGUAAAAGUCCUAUUGACUGUUUUUUAUAA
Macrosiphum euphorbiae (potato aphid) is the source of this 282-nucleotide messenger RNA. The record is from the annotation of a GenBank genome assembly. NCBI's taxonomy places the organism in Eukaryota, Metazoa, Arthropoda, Insecta, Hemiptera, Aphididae.